CGUGAGAGAGUGGGAGUGAGCAGAACAGGGAAACCAGCCGCCGCCCCGCCGCUGACUCUGCUUCUCUUCCUCUCCGCCGCCGCCCGCCAGAUCUCCUCUGCUACCCCCUUCGCCGGAAUCCGCCGCGGUGGUUUUAAUCAGCAGCGAGGAUGGGCGACAACCUGAUGGACAAGGUGACGGCGCUGAGCGAGCAGCUCAAGAUCACCGGGACGGAGGUGGGCAAGAAGAUGACGGCCGGCAUGACCUCCAUGAGCUUCAAGAUGAGGGAGCUCUUCCAGGGCCAGACCCCGGCCGACAAGGUCGUCGAGGACGCCACCUCCGAGGCCCUCCAGGGGCCCGACUUGGCCAUGAACCUGGACAUCUGCGACCUCAUCAACGCCGGCAAGGUGAGCAGCGUCGAUCUGGUCCGCGGGAUCAGGAAGCGCCUCCUGCUCAGGGACGCAAGGGUUCAGCUCCUCUCCCUGUCCCUCCUCGAGACCGUCACCAAGAACUGCGACAAGGUGUUCUCCGAGGUCGCCGCCGAGAGGGUUCUCGAUGAGAUGGUCAGGUUGGUGGAUGAUCCCAUCACCGUUGUGAAUAACAGGAACAAGGCACUUAUGCUGAUCGAGGCUUGGGGAGAGUCCGCCGAGGAGCUCCGCCACCUGCCGGUCUACGAGGAAACAUACAAGAGCCUGAAAUCAAGAGGAGUGCGGUUUCCUGGACGCGACAAUGAGAGCUUGGCCCCCAUAUUUACUCCACCACGCUCAGUUGCUGAAGCUGAAGCUGGUGCAAACUUCACGCAACAGACCUUUCAAGAUGUGCAUAUGCAUACAUAUACUGCCGAAGAAACAAAGGAAGCUUUUGAUGUUGCGCGUAAUAGCAUAGAGCUUCUUUCAACUGUUCUUUCAUCUUCCCCUCAGCAGGAUGCUUUGCAGGAUGACUUGACGACCACCCUUGUGCAACAAUGCUACCAAUCCCAACACACCAUCCAGAGAUUCAUCGAGACGGCUGGGGACAACGAGGCCAUGCUCUUCGAGGCCCUGACCGUGAACGACGAGAUCCAGAAAGUGCUAUCCAGAUACGAAGAGAUGAAGACACCCGUGGCGCCAGCGCACGCGGAGCAAGAGCCGUUGGCCAUACCGAUCCCCGCAGAAGCAGAACAUGAGGACCCCACCGGCGCCGGGAGCGAAGAGGCCCUGGUCAGAAAACCGGCCGGUACUCGAGCAAAGCCUGGGGAAGAUGAAGGUGUGCUCGAUGACCUCGACGAGAUGAUAUUCGGCAAGAAGGGAGGGGGCAGCUCCUCCCAGGAGGAUGUGGAUGGGGCUCAAAAGCAGGACACGAAGAAAGAUGACCUAAUUAACCUCUGAACACCGUCCCUGCCAGUUCCUGGGAUGAGAAGGCAGUUGCACCUGCAAGUCUUAUACUACUGCACGAUGGCGUCUGAAUGUAUUUCAUCUGGUAGAGGAUUGGACAUUCAUUAGGGUUCAGGUCGCUCAUCUACUUAUUUGCCGCACUCGGUUGAUCAUCGGUAGCUCAGUAGUUGUGCUCCGCGGUUUGUCGCGUUGAUCAGUUCACUUGUCAUCAUGUUCUGGUUUCCUGGAUGCAUCUCAAGCAAUCGAUGUACCACCAAUACAUGCAUCUUUUUAGAAAGUUGUGAAGAACACUCAUCGUCGUCACAUUAUGCAUCAAUAUAGUCUCACACCCAAUGUUUUUUA
Molecule: messenger RNA, 1694 nt
Organism: Hordeum vulgare subsp. vulgare (domesticated barley)
Lineage: Eukaryota; Viridiplantae; Streptophyta; Magnoliopsida; Poales; Poaceae
Product: TOM1-like protein 1
Exons: 4
Coding region: 150-1346 (398 amino acids)
Biological process (GO): protein transport to vacuole involved in ubiquitin-dependent protein catabolic process via the multivesicular body sorting pathway
Molecular function (GO): phosphatidylinositol binding; ubiquitin binding
Source: RefSeq, a predicted model, not a curated record